AGCCCUUCUCCUUGCUGGUGUAGUCAAGCGGCAAAGGAAGAGCAGAAAGACCAUCAGAUUGGGGCAGCUCGAUCUCUAGGUUUUCCACCCUUUCCUAAUCAAUGGAUAGUUUCGCGCUCCUUUCCAGAUUCUCCCUUCUUGCCGCGGGUCCAAAUCCCCACGAGGUCAUCAGCCGGCGGCGGCCUACUCCUUUUUCCUUUCCCCCUCUACCUGCGAGAAGAAGCAGAAGGGUAGGAAGCAGAGGAGGUCCUGGAUUCGUUACUUUCGCUCUAACGAGUGGAAGCAGCGAUCGAGCCUCAUCUAGUAUUGGGAAAGAGCUCAAUGCGCAGUUUUUUGCUAGUGUUACGUCUUCAGGCAACGGCCAAUUGACAACAAGUAGCGCAAAUGCCCCAAUUCCUGUGCUGUCAUCAUCGUCAUCCAUGGGUUCACCACUGUUUUGGAUUGGAGUUGGAGUUGGUCUGUCAGUCAUUUUUCAAGUGGUUGCAAAUAGAUUAAAGGUGAGUCCCUUUGCAGCUUGUACCCUUUUACACUGUCCAGGUCUCUUUUGGAAAGAACAAGAUGAUCUUCCUAUCCUUAGAAAGACAUAUGCCCUUCAGCAAGCUUUCAAGACGAUGAUGAACCAAGCAGCACCUCAAGGCGAACAAUUUAGCAGUCCUCCGUUUGGAUCAAGCCCACCAUUUCCAUUUCCUACUACAAUAAUGCCUCCACAAAAUCCCACACCACCACCACCUAAACAUGUUUCUGUGCAGGAACCAGUUACAGUAGAUGUUGCACCAACUAAGGUUGAAUCAACCUCGUCAUCUGAGGUUCAGGCCCCAAAAGAAGAAUCACAAUCGAAGAAAUUUGCGUUUGUGGAUGUUUCUCCAGAAGAACUAUUUCACAAUGAACGUUCCUUUAUGAAUGAGGCAUCAAAGGCAAGCCCAAUGGAGACUCAAUCAGCUAAGGAAAUACAAACGAAUGGAACUGUAAAACAGAAUGCAAGUUCUUCAACCGAACAACCUGAUUAUCGUCAAUCAUCAUCUCCCUUAUCAGUUGAUGCAUUGGAGAAAAUGAUGGAAGACCCUACCGUGCAGAAAAUGGUUUACCCCUAUUUACCUGAAGAAAUGAGGAACCCAGAGACAUUCAAGUGGAUGAUGCAAAAUCCUCAAUUCCGGCAACAAAUGCAAGAUAUGCUGAACAAUAUGGGUGGAAAUAAUGAAUGGGACAACCGCUUAACAGAUUCCUUGAAAAACUUUAAUCUCAACAGUCCUGAGGUCAAGCAGCAAUUUGAACAGAUAGGACUUACACCAGAAGAAGUUAUAUCUAAGAUAAUGGCCAAUCCUGAUGUUGCCAUGGCGUUUCAAAAUCCUAAAGUGCAAGCUGCCAUAUUAGAUUGUUCUCAGAAUCCACUUAGCAUUGCAAAGUAUCAGAAUGACAAGGAGAUCAUGGAUGUGUUCGCAAAGAUCUCAGAACUCUUUCCUGGUGCAUCGGGGUACCCAUGAACGACUCAUUAAUUCAAGGUUGGUAGGAGAAAUUUUGUUGGUUGCCAAAAGGAUGGCGCGAAAGGCAACCUGAGUGCUUACCGUAGAUCCUGGAAGUUGGUCUGGUGUUUGAGUCUGGUUAUUCACAUACUAAAAUAUGUGAUUAAGGUAACCUCACACUUUGUUCCUUCAUGAAAAACAGCAUUACAUAGUUUGGAAGGACCCUUGGAACUUAGUUAAUAUCUUCGUGUAACACUAGGUUUAGUUUCCCUUCCUACCAUAUGUCACAACUCACAACUAUGAUAGUAACGCGUGAUUUCUCUUUUAUAA
Molecule: messenger RNA, 1790 nt
Organism: Zingiber officinale
Lineage: Eukaryota; Viridiplantae; Streptophyta; Magnoliopsida; Zingiberales; Zingiberaceae
Product: protein TIC 40, chloroplastic-like
Exons: 15
Coding region: 102-1481 (459 amino acids)
Biological process (GO): chloroplast organization; protein import into chloroplast stroma
Cellular component (GO): chloroplast inner membrane; chloroplast thylakoid membrane
Source: RefSeq, a predicted model, not a curated record